AUGUAUCGGUCACAAUAGUUCUGUGUAUCGCUGAGCACAAAUAACAGAGGAAUAUUAACAGUACAGCUAUGUCACGGACAGGAUACCUGUAUGGCAUGUGUACUCGCGAUUUCUAAUGGAUUAUAUCAUCCUUUGAAAGCAUCUUGUAGGAUUGUCUGUCAUUAGGAUACAUGAGUGAGCCAUGGAGAAGAACAAGAUCAACGGCGCCUCUCUGCAGCUGGAAGACUAUGGCGCCACGUCCAAACGCCAGUCUGAGGACAAGGUGAAGAUCAUGGAAGAAGAUGUCCUGGCCUCCUCAUCGCCAGAAACUCACAUGGAGUCCAAGUAUCUUGGGAACUUGGGCUGCUACUUUAAAGAUGAAAAGAGGAAAAUAGAUUUUGUGAUUGUGUACGAGGACUCCCUGGACAAGAAACUUGGGGUGAAGCCCACAGAGGAGAAACAUGUACAAUGGCGAGAGAAGUUCAUGCGUAAUAUACGGAAAGCUGGACUUGAAACAGAAGAGGAGAGCCUAGAGAGCGACAAGAAAAUCAUUAACUUUGUGAAAAUUCAUGCACCAUGGGACGUCUGUUGCUGCUAUGCAGAAGAUCUCAGCAUGAGGGCUCCACUGCAGGCCCAUCCGAAUCCCAGCAACAACUGGUCGGAGAAGAUACUGCGAGCUCUCCACAUCCCUAAUAUGAUGAGCCAGGACGUCCCCAACAGACCCCUCGACUACUACACGUGUCAGUUCAAGCGAUCCAAGCUCGAUAAGUUCCUUGGCCAUGAAAAUAAGGACCAGUUCUUUUCAUCCACUCAGCGGAGUCAGAUGGUGUGGGAAAUCCUGUCCACCGCCACAUACGGAAAAAAGAAGAAGGCUGAGAUAGGGGUGGAGAGAAUGAUAGAGGAAGAAACAUUUGUAGCCGCAUUUCCCCUACAUGAUGGUCCAUGGGAGAAACCGAAGCACUAUGUUGCCCCAGAGGAGUUAAACCAGAGACAGGUGCUGUCCCGGUACUGGGCGCGGUGGGGUGUGUGGUUCAAGUACCAGCCACUUGACCACAUCCGAGAAUACUUUGGGGAGAAGAUCGGCAUAUACUUCGCCUGGCUGGGUUUCUACACAGCCUGGCUGCUCCCGGCCUCCAUUGUUGGUGUGAUAGUCUUCCUCUAUGGCUGCAUAACCAUGAACGCCAACAUACCGGCUGUGGAGGUAUGUACGAGUGGGGAGAAGUACAAGAUGUGUCCGCUGUGUGACGAGGACAUCGGCUGUGAGUACUGGUACCUGUCUGACGUCUGCCUCUUUGUGAAGAUAGCCUACCUUUUUGAUCAUCCGGGGACCGUCUUCUACGCUGUCUUCGUCUCCUUCUGGGCUGUCACAUUUCUAGAGUAUUGGAAGAGAAAGAAUGCCAGCUUGGCUCACCACUGGGACGUGACGGACUUUGAGGAGGAAGGGGAGCGCCCCCGACCUGAGUAUGCUGCCAAGGCCCCUGAGUUUAAGGAGAACCCCAUCACUGGAGUGAAGGAGCCCUACUUUAACCCUAAGGACCGGAUACCCAGGAUACUUUCUGGCAUGGCGGUCAUUGUUAUAAUGAUGGUCCUGGUUAUUGUGUUCAUCAUUGCUGUGAUCAUGUACCGGGUGCUUGUCAGCAUCCCGCUGUUUGAGAACAAGGCGCUCCGGUCCAAGGCCUCCAUGAUUGCCAGCUUGUCUGCUGCUGUAGUCAACUUGCUGCUGAUUAUGGCGCUCGGCAGGGUGUACGAAAAACUGGCUUUAAAGCUCACUCAGUGGGAGAUGCAUCGAACCCAGAGUGAAUUUGAAGACCAGCUGACAUUUAAAGUGUUCAUUUUCCAAUUCGUCAAUUUCUACUCCUCCAUCAUCUAUAUAGCGUUCUUCAAAGGAAGAUUUGUUGGUUACCCUGGCCAUUACAGCAGGUUGUUUGGCUUGAGGAGUGAAGAGUGUAACAAUGGAGGUUGUUUGAUUGAGCUGGCCCAGCAGCUGGGUGUCAUCAUGAUUGGUAAACAGAUCAUAAACAACGCACAGGAAGUUUUAGUGCCGAAACUGAAAACAUGCUGGCAUCGGUUUAAGGCAAGAAUAGACAGCAGCGCCAUGCAGACUCGCUGGGAGGAGGAUUAUAGACUCAUUGAGAAUGAAGGACUGUUCCAGGAGUAUCUGGAGAUGGUCCUCCAGUUUGGCUUCAUCACCAUCUUUGUCGCUGCCUUCCCAUUGGCGCCACUGUUCGCCCUCCUCAACAACUGGGUCGAGAUACGCCUCGAUGCCAACAAGUUUGUGAGUGAGACACGCCGCCCUGUAGCGGAGCGUGCGGAGGACAUUGGGGUGUGGUUCCAGAUCCUCGACGCCCUAGCACAGCUAGCAGUCAUCAGCAAUGCCUUCCUCAUAGCUUUCACGUCCGAGUUCCUGCCACGAUUACUUUAUCAGUACGAGUACAACUGGUCUCUCAAUGGCUACACCAAUUUUACACUGUCGACGUCGCCAAAUGGAACAAUGCUUGAAACAUGCAGAUACAAAGACUUCCGAGACCCCAAUGGGGAGUAUUCAUUAUUUUACUGGAGGCUACUGGCUGUCAAGCUGGGAUUUGUCAUCCUUUUUGAGCAUGUGGUGUUUGGUAUCUGCCGGAUGAUCGACAUCCUGGUGCCAGACGUGCCUGAAGCUCUGGAACUCAAGAUCAAGAGAGAGCGAUACCUGGCCAAACAAGCCCUAGCUGACACAGCCACGAUCUUGAUGAUGGCUGCGGGAAAGGAAGAGGAUGAAGCAGAUGCAGCCCCAGAGAACGUGGAGAUAACUCUCCCGGAGAACACCGUGUGAUGCUCCAGCCAACCAAUCUUAACACAUUAGGUUCUCAUUUAUACAAUCCACCUGAACCACUCCUGUUUGUGUUGAUUACAUAUUGCUUUUUUCAUAUCCCUUGUAUGAAAGGCACACACACUUGUACUGAUUUUGUUCCUGAAGAUAUCUAACAUUUAUUACCUCGUAAUGGAAUACGUUGUGGAUGACCUUGAGAAAAUGGAGGUCAGACAGCUGUGGAGAAAGUGAUCUCAGAUAUCUUCUUGUCAUAUUUGAAAGUGGUCACUAUCCACUUUCCACUUCAGUAGCAAAUUAAAAAGUUCAAAAAAAUAUUUUUUUCCUCUUCAAAUUUUCCUUCUUUUCACUGUGCCUUUAAUGAUUUUUUUCCAUUUUUUUCCUUUACGUUCAGAAAUACUUAAAUCUUUGAAGUUAAUUUUUUCUUUUGAAACCAAGAAAUCCCACCCAUGUUGUAAAUGACUGUUACGAUGUGUCCAAGCUGGUGCUGUGAUGACUCCAUGCUGGACUUGAUUGGUAAUUAAGGAACAGGUGCCUGUUUUCUAGGCUAGAUAUUAAGAACGAUGGUUUUGAAGUAUUACAAAACAUGUUUUUCUGUUCUCAGAUUUGACGUUAAAAUACAUUUUGGCAAAAAUACAAACCUAGAAUCAUUUCCAGUUUGGGAAGUGUUUGUUUGUCACAAGUAUUUAACUUUUGUGAAGGAAGAAAUGAAUGAGUAAUUUAUGUAUUGAAUUUUGUCUGUUUGUUUUGCUUCAUGUUUUAAGUGUUUAAGAGCAAAAAAUAUACAGUGAAAGCUUAUUAAGUCAAACUCCUUAAAUGUUAUUGUUUGAGACAAUGCCAGCUUCUUGCUCCAGCAGAAUUCUGACCAGCACUGGGUGUGAUAACAGGACAUUGCUUGUGUCAAAUUGGGAAUUAGCCACAAUAAGCUAAUUAUUAGACAUUCAUCCUCAAACCAAACAACUCCCUUGCUUCUGUUUGUCCCCAAGUACUUACAGACGAA
Haliotis rubra (blacklip abalone) is the source of this 3785-nucleotide messenger RNA. Its product is annotated as anoctamin-7-like. The record is from RefSeq and is a predicted model, not a curated record. Gene Ontology annotation, cellular component: plasma membrane. Gene Ontology annotation, molecular function: chloride channel activity; protein dimerization activity. Gene Ontology annotation, biological process: chloride transmembrane transport. NCBI's taxonomy places the organism in Eukaryota, Metazoa, Mollusca, Gastropoda, Lepetellida, Haliotidae.